Molecule: messenger RNA, 1545 nt
Organism: Psilocybe cubensis
Lineage: Eukaryota; Fungi; Basidiomycota; Agaricomycetes; Agaricales; Agrocybaceae
Exons: 2
Coding region: 1-1545 (514 amino acids)
Source: RefSeq, a predicted model, not a curated record
AUGAUCCUGGAGAAUACUGCGGCAGACGACAAAUCGAAGCUUUCAAAGAAAUACAGCGAUAACGUACCUAAUGAAGGUCAAUCCAAUGCUUCCACUAGCUCAUACUUGAAUGGGGCCAACGAGCGCGACCACCUUUUGGUGGACCUGAACCCUCAGGGACCACCUCCCGACUUCUCUCCAUACCAAGCUGAACAUUUCGAGGUUGGCUACGACGACGUUGUAUCGCACGAUCCACACCUCAACUCUGACGGCGAAGCGCUAUAUCGCUUCCUGCUAGCCCAAUCUUCCUCAUGUCCUAUCUACCGCCUUCAUUGCAAAGGCACGCACACCGAGUCACGCACGCGGUGGGUCUCGCAACGCGACUCCCAUGGCCGCACCCGCAACGUGCAGGAGACCUACAACGACACCAUCACCGACUUCAACUUCUGCAUCGACAUCAUCCCGGGCGAUGUCGAUGCGUCUCUCAGUACGCAUGACGGCAUGCCAGGCCGGACGAGGAUCGUCAAGCCUGUGCAGUGGACCGUGCCUGACGACGAACCAGCGUACCGGGGCAAGAUGGUGCGCGAGUACGAGGUCGAGCCGUACUCGGUGACCGCUGCCGCCUCGAGCGCCGAGGAGUGGAACGAGAGCGGGCGGCGCAAGGCCCGUCGCAAAGAAACCAAGGCGUACGAUAAGUGGGUGGAGAUGCGCACCGCACAUGGGUUCCCGCCAUGGGUGCGCGAGCAUGAUGUGAGCAGUGGGCUCCUACGUGACCCGGCCUCUGCGUCCAUAUCGGAGAAAGAUACCCUGAAGUCGUCCAAGACGCUGCGCCAGUGGGCGGACGAGUACUGCGCGAGCCCGAAAUACCUCAAAGAAUUUGUGUACUCCAAGGAAGCGUACGGAUGGAAUAUGGAGCAGCUUGAACGCGCCGUGCGCGCCACCAUCCAAAGCACGCCGUACAACGGCACACUCACCGUCGAGCUCACGCCGCACAACACCAAGAUCUACGUGCGGCCAGACAACAAGCUCUCGCGGAUGCUCUCGAACAAAUGGCUCAAAUUCCUGUCUAUCAUCCUACUCAUUUUCCCUUUCGUUUGGCUGUACAAGCGCUUCCACCCGCGCGGCGGAGGCAGGUGGGAGGUGUGUGGGGGCGCGUACGCAUUGAAACAGUGGGUGCCAGUCGAGUCGGAGCAGGACGCUGUGGCAGCUGCAGCCGAGUUCAGCACGACUCCGGGUAACAGCCGGUCCACCACGCUCGACGACCUCCCUUCAUACGAGGACGCCGCCGACGUCAGCGUCACUGGCUCCGCAAUGCCGCCUCGCAACCCUUCUUCUUCUUCUUCUUCAAGUUCGCGACGCUUCAUGCAGACACCGACUGGCCCAAAGAAACUUGUAGGCAUCAAAGAGGGCGAGUGGUAUAAGAGCUGGGAGGGCGCGAUCACGCGUGCUGUCAUAGGCAGAUACCAAUCCGAUAUUCCUCUACCCAGAAACGCCUGGUCGACGAUCCAAGCUCGCUCCUUGGACGGGUACACCGACGCGCCUCACGUUCCUUUGGUUAAUUUCUAA